GUGAUGCAGAGUUCUGACAGCCUCGGCGAGCUCAAAGCUCUCAGGGGCUUGCAGCAUCGGAACAUCGUGCAGCUUCAUGAGGCUCGUGAGCACGAGGGGCAUGCAUACUUGGUGAUGGACCUUUGCAAAGGUGGUACUUUGAUGUCGUGGAUUGGUGACCGCUUCGAGAAGCACAUGGGGAAGGCGGUCUACAUGCACCCUUCCACGAAGCAAGUCGGCCGAAUCUUGUGGCAAGUUUUCGAUGCCAUACAGUACCUCCACAGCUGCAACAUCGUCCACCGUGAUGUCAAGCUUCCGAAUCUUCUAAUUGCCCAGGGUGGCUCGAACUUGCAGCUGAAGUUGGCGGACUUCAACUUGGCUACGGAGCUCCAAGGGGAGGUUUUGACGGCACGUUGUGGCACCCCCGGCUUCAUGGCACCAGAGGUGGUCGAGUGUCACUACACCGAGCUCUGCGACGUCUGGAGUGCCGGGGUUGUUUUCUACCAGGUUGUGACAGGAGAGCGACUCUGGAGGAAGGCUGACGCAGAGGCGCACUACGAGCAGCUUCUGGCCGAGACCCCCCUGAAACUGGAGAGCACUGCCGCUUGGAGCAACCACGGCAAGGGCGCGCUCGACCUGUGCCAAGAGCUACUUCGCUUGGAGUCGCAAGGGCGACCCACAGCCGCAGCCGCCAUGGAGAACCCCUGGCUGCAGAAGCAUGCGAAUUUUGCCGAACAAGGGUGCUGCGCGAUCAACUAG
Molecule: messenger RNA, 738 nt
Organism: Symbiodinium natans
Lineage: Eukaryota; Dinophyceae; Suessiales; Symbiodiniaceae
Source: the annotation of a GenBank genome assembly